UCAAACAUUAAAAUUAAAAAAAAAUAUUAAAAUAAUGGAUUGUCCUAAACCUUUACUUUCUCACGGAUCUAAAGUGUUGUUAGGAAGUUUUCUCUUAGCAAGUUAUUUGACAUACAAACCCCUACCAAAAGAAUGUAAACAACCAGAACCAAUAGACACGAGGGGUUUGAUGGAACAUUCAUGGUUACCUGCACCCUACAAAUAUAACAUAUCAUCAGAUCCACCAACAAGUUCAUCAGAAAUAAUGAUGAUGAAGAGUAAAGAAGCAUUUGAAAAAGUAAAUCCACCAGAAGAGCUAACUCCUGAUCAAUCUGCCAUUAAACUUCAUUAUGAUUACAGUAGCAUAGAUAAAAACAAAUAA
Messenger RNA from Trichogramma pretiosum, 361 nucleotides. RefSeq lists its product as uncharacterized. The record is from RefSeq and is a predicted model, not a curated record. The coding region runs from base 35 to 361 and encodes 108 amino acids. The transcript is spliced from 2 exons. NCBI's taxonomy places the organism in Eukaryota, Metazoa, Arthropoda, Insecta, Hymenoptera, Trichogrammatidae.